AUGUCACUCUAUUCUGCCGACCUGACUCGCCCCUACUGCCCUGUGCUCGACUCCCGCCGGAUCCGCUCCAGCGGCGGCCCUGUCAUCCGCAAGUUCGGCCAAGACUUUGAGUGGAGUGAGCUGCACACAGAGAGUUCCGCGCUCGAGCCGCUGAGGCAGGUGGGCGACCCGGAGAUGGACGCACUGCUGGAGGAGCUCCAGCCGCGGCCUUCGGACGACGUCUACUCCCUGAUUGUGAGCAAGGCCGCAGAGGACUCUGAGAGCGCUGCUGCCCGCUUCCUCGCCGAGGCUGGCACCGUGCCGGAGUGGGUUGACUGGGAACUGAUCGAGAGGGGUGCGCUCACCUUCGUUCGUCUCCUUCCGCUGUGUUCAGUGGUGCUCUUCAACGCCUCGCUGGUCUUGGACGCGAGCGGCUACCUCACCGCCGAGCAGCCGCGGGCGGUGAUGCGACGCCUCUUCGAGACGGGGAGGCUGCUCAUCGACUGCUGCGCCGAGCAGGGAGCACUCCGGCCCGGCAGGGAGGGCUGGCGAUCGGCGGUUCGGGUGCGAGCGCUCCACGCGCGGGUGCGGCGGCGGCUGCUGCUGCGCGGCGCGUCAGGGGGCGAGGCGUGGGACUGCGCGCGGGACGGCGUCCCAAUCAACCAGGAGGACCAGGCCGCGACGCUGCUCGCCUUCUCGUGCCGAAUGGCCGUGACGCUGCUCGCCUUCUCGUACAACGUGCUCGCCGGCCUCGAGCUGAUCCGCGGCGGCCCCGUGCCCGAGGAGGAGGAGCGCGCCUACCUCCACCUCUGGCGGUGGGUCGGCCGCCUGCUCGGCUUGCGCGACGAGCUCAACCCCUGCCGUGCCGGCAUGCCGCUCGCAAAGGCGACGCUCGAGUCGAUCGUCCUACACCUGCUCCACCCCGACGCGCUCUCGGUCCGCGUGGCGCACCACCUGCUCCGCGCGCCCCGCUCGUCGGAUGCCGCGUUCGAGCGCUCCGCCUCGAUGACGCGCCUCCUGGCCCUCCUCGUGUUGCGCGCCUACGGCGCACUCUGCGGCUCGACCCUCUUCGGCGGCCCGCUCUGCUGGCUCCACCGCUCGCUGAUGCGCGCCGUCCAGCGGGCAGAGGGCGUCGAGACCUUCGUGAGCCUGGCGCGGCGCGUGUACAGCAUCGUGCGGGUGUGGGGGCUGUAG
This is a messenger RNA of Emiliania huxleyi CCMP1516, 1173 nucleotides long. RefSeq lists its product as hypothetical. Gene Ontology annotation, molecular function: oxidoreductase activity. The transcript is spliced from 5 exons. Bases 1 to 1173 code for a protein of 390 amino acids. The record is from RefSeq and is a predicted model, not a curated record. Lineage: Eukaryota; Haptophyta; Isochrysidales; Noelaerhabdaceae.